CUUUUCUGCUCUGCGCUUCCUGGCCAGACAUGGCCUCUCUCUUGGAUCUAGAGAGCAUGGACGGUGAAGCUACGGCGCCGAUUUGCACUAGUCGUUUCGUUUUCGGAUGUGAGCUGAACAGCAGUGCGCGUUCCUAUACUUUUAAAGUCUCGGAAGAAGAUGAUUCAGAACAUUUCCUAGUUCUGAAUAUGGCUUGUCUGUCCGAGGGUGCCAAAGAUGAAUGCAACAUUGUGGAGGUGGUGGGUCGUGAUUAUCAGAACAAGGAGGUUACUGUGCCUGUGGCCAACCUGAAGCUGUCGUGCCAACCCUGGUUGUGUUUAAAUAAUUUUGAGUUCCAGCCUCCCGUGACCUUCCGUCUGCGCUCAGGAUCUGGCCCUGUUCAUCUUGCAGGACAACAUCAAAUCUUUCACAGAAAAGAUCUCUCAGAUGAUGACUUCAGUGAUGAGGAAGAGGAAUCUGUUGACCAGGAGGAAGAGCUUUCUCCAAUCAAGCCAGCCAAGAAAAAACAAAAAUCAUAGCUGAGCUUCUCUGUAGGUACCUGUUCAAUUGCCUGAGAAUGCUCAUCCUGAGUGGAAUAUUAGUACAGUUCUUCUUGUUUUCAUUCAUUAAGCUUGUAAUGUUAUUGUAGGUUACCAUGGGCCGUUCUCCAUUCACAGCGUUGGUACUGACUUCCUGAAAUCAGCCUUUUCAUUUAAAGGCUCUGAACAGGAAAUGUUCUACAGCAAUGUCUCGUUUAGCUCUUUAACCCCAUCUCUGGUUUUAUAUUCUAAAUAGCGUGGUAUAGUGUAGAACAGAACUCGCUGUUACAGAUGGACAAGGAAAGUAGCCAUCUGCAACACUGUGGUAGGGACCAUCCAGUGUGCAGCUUUCCUUGUCCUGGUAGUGUUAACAGACACAUGUGCUGAUCUUGGCAGCAGUUUAAUGAAGUUGGUCUGGGAUCUCUGCUCCUCUCCAAGGUGUGAGGAGCGCUAGAACCAUCUAGGUGUGGUUAGCUGUGGGGCUAAAAAAUAGGUGUCCGGAUCCUAGUUGUGUUUGCUGUCGUGAUUGAGAUUCUUAUUUUAUUGAGAUGCAACUGGAGCUGAAUUAAAUAGCUCGCUGAAUCUGGUGGCUGUUAGAACCAACAGGUGUUUCUUAUUCUGUGGGGGGAAAAAUCUGAGGAGUUGUUGGAGAACUGCAAGGGUGUAACUCACUCCUGAAAAAAAAAAUCAAUACCGUGAUGCUUUUUAAUAAGAAUUUCUUUAUACUAAGAAAAGUAUCCAAUUGUUAGCCCUUUGCUCAUGAUAUUUAUUUUUU
Messenger RNA from Protobothrops mucrosquamatus (brown spotted pit viper), 1293 nucleotides. Its product is annotated as nucleoplasmin-3-like. The transcript has 5 exons. The coding region runs from base 30 to 518 and encodes 162 amino acids. The record is from RefSeq and is a predicted model, not a curated record. NCBI's taxonomy places the organism in Eukaryota, Metazoa, Chordata, Lepidosauria, Squamata, Viperidae. Gene Ontology annotation, molecular function: RNA binding; chromatin binding; histone binding. Gene Ontology annotation, biological process: chromatin remodeling. Gene Ontology annotation, cellular component: nucleolus; nucleoplasm; cytoplasm.